AUGCCACCAUUCAACAUGAAUGUCAAAAACCAUUACAGUGUUGACAUGUCCACUUGUUUUGAGAGUCUGGAUGAUUCCAAAUCCUCAUUUUCUCAGCUUCCAAGGGAUUGCUACAACAUGUCGGACAUUUGGAGCUGUGACACGUCUAUCCAGUCGUGGACUAUCUGUUCGGAGGACCUACUUACUGCAGAAGAGCAACAUGACUGUUCUACCGUGUCCGAGGUUAUGUCCUUCAAAAAUACAAGUGCCCUAUGCGGAGAUCUCCGUUUCAUCGUAGGAUUGCCCGAAAUGUGUGACGUCAGAUUCCUUGUAGGACAUCAGAGAGUCUCCGUUUACGGGGUGAAGGCAAUUUUGUCGACGAGAAGCAGGGUUUUCUACGAGCUGCUCCUGUUACACCAGAGAAAGGAAACCGAGCGUUUGCAGAACUUGGAGAAGCGCCGUACACUAACGUCCAGACUGAAGACGCUGAGGCAAAUCUGCACACCUUCCAAAAGCAAAUGUGGCUCGAAAGAUCGACAAAUCAGCCGACAUUUGACCAUUGAAAUCGACGAAUUUGAUCCGGAAAUAUUUCGCCUAAUUGUGUUGUUUCUACACUGUGGUAAAAUAGAUAUCACGGUCUCCACGUUAGUAGGAGUAAUGAACGCCGCUGACAUGUACGGCGUCGAGGACCUCAGGUCGGGCUGCUACCGGUUCGCCGAAAGACUGCUGACCGUAGACACAGUUCUGCCGCUUCUGACGUCUACAGAACGCUACCAUAGCUAUAAGUGGACCAAACAUAUACAGGAAAAAAUUCUGGAAUUCAUCAGUGAAAAAGCACAGGACGUUCUACGUCUGGACGAGUUUGAAGAAAUUUCAAAGAGAACAGCCAUUAUGAUUUUCAUGCGUCCUGAUCUAAAGGCUACAGAGGAGCGGAAAUGGGACGCUGCCUACCGGUGGUCUAGGCGCUACUGCCGCAGAAGAGAGCUUAAUCAUUUCCGGAGGACUAUGAAAAUAUUCACCAGGAGAAUUAAUUUCCUUGACAUUCCUAUCCAUAAACUUAUUAACGAGAUCCGUCCGCUGGAAUUAGUACCAGAAUACCUCAUCGCUGGCGCUAUUUCACACCAGUCCGGACCGCGUUUGGUGAUUGGCCAAGAGAAACAGCCAAUGACAACGCCACUGAAACCUCCGCGAAGACGAUUGGUAGAAAAACGCAACUUCACAGGACGAGGGUCUAUGCGGAGAAAGCAGUCGUCUGCUUCCGUGACGUCAUCAUCGUCGUCGUCGUCUUCCACAUCGCACGCACAUAGUUGCGAUAGCGGUUUCUCAUCAACUGAAAUCUGCGCGAGGAUAUGA
Messenger RNA from Liolophura sinensis, 1332 nucleotides. Its product is annotated as serine-enriched protein-like. The transcript has 5 exons. Gene Ontology annotation, molecular function: protein binding. NCBI's taxonomy places the organism in Eukaryota, Metazoa, Mollusca, Polyplacophora, Chitonida, Chitonidae. The record is from RefSeq and is a predicted model, not a curated record. The coding region runs from base 1 to 1332 and encodes 443 amino acids.